This is a messenger RNA of Anopheles cruzii, 2332 nucleotides long. Its product is annotated as beta-1,4-glucuronyltransferase 1-like. The coding region runs from base 115 to 1470 and encodes 451 amino acids. Lineage: Eukaryota; Metazoa; Arthropoda; Insecta; Diptera; Culicidae. The record is from RefSeq and is a predicted model, not a curated record. The transcript has 3 exons.
UCAUUAGAAGUCGUGGAGUGUUAAUCACCGGUGAAGGUACCAGGCCAGGCAGCACCGGCUUCUUGUCGUCUGCCGGUGGACCAGUUCGGAUCGGAGGUGUUUUCGUUGCACAGGAUGACGGGAAACUACAAAGCCCUGAGGGCGAACCAUGAGGAUGUCUGGCAACGGUCUGCGUUACUGCGCACGGUGCUAGUGGUGGUGAUCGUGUUUUUCGUGCUAUUCUGCCUAAUGGGCUACUUCUAUCGGCCGGAAGUGGAAGAUAACACUCGGAACCAGCACCAAGACCAGGACGAGGCUUCCCACGAAGCUCUGCUGAGUCGUCUCAAGACCAUACUGAACUGUCGCACAGGAAGUCCACAGGUGCCGUGGAUUGACUCGGAGGUACCGUGGAUUGAAUCGCACGGUGGCUACUACCUGCUUCGAAACUUUGUCCAGGCGCUAGAACACGUUGAGUGCUACGAAACGGUAACGUACACCACACACGGUGACUAUACGUUCCUGGACAAUCUGAUACCGUUGCUCGAGCGUUGGCCGGCACCGGUCAGCGUUGCACUGUACGCUCCCGGAGACGAUCUCGAUCGGACGGUCGACCUGAUCCGUGCCAUGCUCAACUGCCACGUACGACGUCUGGUGGUCAACCGAUACGUAAGCAUCCAUCUGUACUUUGACUUCGAGCAUCUACCACCGCACCCGGUCAGUCACUACCGGGAGUUGAUGGCGGUACCGUACCAGUGCGAAAACGCAACCCGACUGGGAGGCGAGAGCUUCCGGAGAGCGCACAACCUCACCUACCCGGUGAACGUGGGCCGCAAUGUGGCCCGGAGCUUAGCCACGACACACUUCGUACUGGCGAGUGACAUCGAGCUGUACCCGAGUCCGAACUUUAUCCCCAUGUUUCUGCGCAUGAUCGCGCAUCCGUUCUAUCAGUACACCCUGCACGGUACUCCGUCCGUGUACGUACUGCCCGUGUUUGAGAUCGCUGCCGGCAGUGCGGUGAUCGAUGGGAUGCCAGAGAACAAGGCCCAACUGGUGGAGGCGUUGGGGCGCGGUGAUGUGAUCAAAUUCCAUCAGGACAUCUGCUCCAACUGUCACACGGUGCCCGGCUACGAGCAGUGGCUGGGUGUGCUGAAGGAUGACUACACGAUGGACAUCCUGACGAAGGGGAAACGUGAGUACGAGUUCGCUUACUGGGAACCGAUCUACGUUGGCACCAACCGUGAACCGGAAUACGACGAGCGGUUGAGCUGGGAGGGGAAGGCGGACAAAAUGACGCAGGGUUACAUCAUGUGCGUCAUGGGUUACGACUUUUACGUGCUCGACAAUGGGUUUCUGGUGCACCGGCCGGGAAUCAAAACGCCGGAAGAAGCGAACCGGCCACCGCAGCAGGCAGAGCAACGAUCCUUCAUACGCGAGACCAUUCGCGAAGAGAUCACCACACUGUACAAUACGCGAAAAGGAUGCAAAAUCUAGGACGGACCGAAGUUGUGGUAGACGAACGUGUUUAAAUGUAAUGUAAGAGUGAGCAGCUUCUAGUCAGCGUAACAGGAAAACAAAAUGCGCGAUCCGCAAUUUUUGUUUUGUGGUUUAUUCACAUACACACACACAUACACACACAGUAUAGUAUUGUAAACGGAGUAUUUAGUGUUGUACCUUAGGCGCAACCCGUCACGUUCUCUACGCCAUCGCACGCGUUGAUCAGUUCGUUGAAUGCCUGGUCCCGGCCACAGAAGUUCACCCGUGGCCUGUCGUUCACACACAGGAAGAACUUGUUGCAGUCGUUAGGUGCACGGAAGAAGCGAACCGGUUGCACCAAGUCGGGAGACUGCGGGGGACACCUGAAGCCAAGAUACGCUUCCGCAUCGCAAUCCUCCACCAGAUCGGGCCAAUCGCACUGAUAAGUCGCCGAGUCGAACGCCAACCCGGCGGGACAAUCGAGCACGUAACCGGUACCGCCGGCACAGUUAAUAAACUGGCCACAGUUUGCCCGAUCGCCAACCUUGUAGUAACCGAACUGAUGCGGACAGUCCUCCGUCGGAAUCGGGGGUUGGGUGCGCGAUCGGCUGCCACACUCUACGUCGAUCGGAUACUGGCAAGGAUAGGUAAACAGGGAAGCCUUCUCGUUGAAUAGCAGUCCAUCCGGGCAGAGUUGUCGUUUCGGUUCACCAUCCUGUAGAGAGAGCAGAUCCGUGUGAUCAAGGAGCAAAUACAACGAUCGACCGUACGAUUCUUACCACACACUCAAUGUACGCGUCGCACUCGCCUGACACGGGAAAGCGGCCAUUCUUCUCCGGACAAGACUGGCUAUGUGCUGUGUGUGGACAGACAAGGACAA